AUGACCUCCGACAUCUGGAAUAGCGUCUUUGAAGACAGGAAAAAGAGCAUCCAGGAUGCAUACAUGGCAGUGGCCGCCAAGACUAAGGACCCUGAGCAGCUGUCUCUCGACAACCUUUUAGCCGAACUGGAGACAUUCGAUGCUUUCAAGUCCAAGCUGAAUGCCGAAUGCUCGCGUUACAGCCAGAGUCCAGCCGUCAAUUUGAUCGCCAACAAGAUCAACCCCCACCUGAAGAACUUUGGGCGCUUCGCCAUGGUCAUCGGCGAGGCCUCUAAAGGGAAUUCGACUGCCUCGAUAUGCUGGAGUUCCAUGUUUCUCGUCAUCCAUUGCGGCUGUGGUCUCACCAAAACCCUCGAAGAUGUGGUCGAUCAGUUGGCCAACUUUAUGACGCUCAUCCCAAAGGUGGCCGAUGACGUUGAACUCUACAAGGAGUAUAAUCUCAGAUUGAGCCAAGUUCUCAGGGACAUGUUUGAAAACUACCUCGACUUUUGCGUCUCCAUUCUCAAAUGGAUGCAGAAUUCACCAACCAAGAACAUGUUGAUGAGGAGCAAACUGAGCCAGACUCUUGAUGGUCAUGUUUCCAAAAUGGAGCAGAGCAAAAAGGAGCACCACGACAUUGUGCAAGACAUUCGCAAGCGACAAGAGAAGGUCAUGAUUGACAAGUGGGCUAGCAACAGAGCACCGAGUGACCCUACAUCUCCGAGACAUCCCAAAGUGUCGCUGAACUCUCCGCCAAGGCGACGAAAUGUCGAGUUCAUUGGGCGAGACGCCGAGUUGAAGCAACUGUUUGAGCACCUCAUCGAAGACGAGCCGAAAGAGUCCAAUAUCACGUCCUGUGCGAUAUCUGGAAUGGGCGGUGUCGGCAAGACUGACUUGGCAGUCGAGUUUUGGUAUCAGAACCGACACCAUUACGGGGCUGUCAUCUGGAUCUCGGCCGAGUCUGACUUGACUCUGAAGACGGGCUUUGGCGAAAUCGCCACGUCACUUGGCUUCGUCUCUGCCAAGGCUGGCGAAAACCGUGAGAUGCAACGAGAGGUACAGCAGGUGAAGAACUGGCUGGAGACGCAGAAAGACAUUUCAUGGCUCCUGGUCUUCGACAAUGUCAAUUCAUACAAGGACAUUCAGCCGUAUUGGCCUGGAGAGUCGGUACGGGCAUCAUCUAUCCUUGCCACAACCCAACAGAGGGUUCCCCGUGCCAACAAGUGGGUGGACCACGUCGUUGAGUUGAACGUGUUUAGUCGCGAUACCGGCUCGCAGCUCCUGCUGAGUUACCUCGAAAAGUCAGGCAUACCGGAUACUGAUGCAAACAGAGAGGUUGCAAAGGAGAUCUCUGAACUUCAUAGAAAUCUCCCGUUGUUUAUUCCUCUGGUGGCCUCAGCCAUCGAGUUGGAAGAACGUUCUCUGAGCAACUGGCUCAAGGAGAGGAAGGGCCAAGAUGUCAAACCGGACCAGUACGACAGCGAAGGAGUCUGGACUUACGAAAAGGACCCAAGCGCCUUGUUUGAUCCAGCUUUAAAGUCGCUCUCGGAAGACGCCAGGAGGCUGCUCUUCAUGCUUGUGUUCCUCAGCCCUGAUGGGAUACCAGAGAACCUGCUGCUGUGUGGCGACAGGGAUCCCGACCUGGCUUUCGUCGAUUCCAGCAACAUACCCAGAUUCCGUAGAGCCUUGCGUGAACUGAUACAGAGGUAUUUCAUCACCACCAACCACGAGAACGAUGAUCCCGACGAGACGACAUUCAUCAACAUUCAUCGGAUGACCCAAAGCAUUCUCUCUGGGAUUCUGGAUCGUGAUCGCAAGCGUCUCGAUGCGACUUUCCGCAGGGUCGUCAAGGUGCUCCGAGAACGAUAUCCACAACCGGACAAGCUCAUGCGCCCGGCUGCGGGAACAAGCGAGCGAGCUCUUCUUAUUCUUCCCCAUAUCAUGCACGUCAACGACAGAUUCACCAAGCUCGAGCCGCCCCUGGGAGGCACACGCGAGUUUGCGGAGCUUCUGGUCGACGUGGGAGGUAUGGACCUUUCUGUGCAGGGCUAUGUGCAGGAGACCAUGGCGAUCCUCGAAGUCGCCGAGAAGAUUCUGGACGAUCCUCUUGUCGAGGAUACCGAACUCUACCGUGGCCACGUUCUAACGGUGCGCGGUAUGUGCGGCGAUCUCAUGGGCAUCUCUCGACGCACCGAGAUGUACAAGUGGCGCGUAGAGUGUCAGCAACUACGAGAGCAAUGGUUCAAGAAACUACCAAGCAACAAGCGUGACAAAGACGCCGAGGUUCUUUUAUACAACUCCUACAUGGACGUUGCUUGCUGUCUGCAGCAUCUGAACAUGUUUGACAGUGUUGAAAAGACGGCUGAGAAGUGCCUCUGGCAGUACAAGAAAUGGGGUCCCGAAACGAGCGAUGCAGAGGCUUACGAGUACGCAAAGUAUUACAAUCACAUGGCAUACGUCCAUCUUUAUCGCGGAGAGAACGACAAGGCAGUCGAAUAUGCCAAAAAGGGCUUCAAGUUCAUGGAAAGGAACGAUAGCGAGUCGCAGAUGACGAUCCUGUUUCAGUUUGACUGGGCUUCGGUCCUGUUUCAAGCAGGCCACGAGGACGAAGCCAUUGCCGAGCAUGAGAGAGUGCUGGAGAGACGGAUAGAGACCUGCGGAGCAGAGAAUGUUCGCACUCUGGAAAGCUAUCUGACCCUUGGCGUUGCGAACUUCCUUGUCCGCCGCUACCAAGCAGCACGAGACAAUCUCAAGCUGGCCAUCAAGCCAGAAAGCAACGAAUCGUACAUGUGGCCGAGAGAAAACAACGUGCGGGCCAAGUACUACCUGGCCAAGGCAUCCAUCGCCCUCGAUCCCUCGGACCAGGUGGCGCAGAUGGACAAGAAUCACGCGCUCAUGGAGAUUGACAGGCUACUUCGCAGCGACCCAAACGCGACCAUGGCAUUUGACGGCAAGGGGCCACAUGUCGAGGAGCUACGUGUGGACUAUGUCGUAGCUUGGGAACUUCGUCUUGUCACUCCUCGGCAGCCCUUAAAGCAAGCAGAGAUGGAGUGGUGGCAAUUGGCUCUGGGAGCAUUGAAAAGGCUGGGGUGGUGGAAGUGGGGGGCAAUCUUGGUAGUGAUGGCCGCUCUGGCUCUGCCUUGGGUCUGGUAG
This is a messenger RNA of Fusarium vanettenii 77-13-4, 3132 nucleotides long. RefSeq lists its product as uncharacterized. The transcript has 6 exons. Gene Ontology annotation, molecular function: protein binding; ADP binding. The record is from RefSeq and is a predicted model, not a curated record. Lineage: Eukaryota; Fungi; Ascomycota; Sordariomycetes; Hypocreales; Nectriaceae. Bases 1 to 3132 code for a protein of 1043 amino acids.